CCUCGCACAGUUCCAAUCAUCGACUUGCGCGGGAAGGUAGAAUGUCCGGACGUGGAGGCAAAGGCCGCAAGAAGUCCGUAUCGCGAUCGGCUCGCGCAGGAGUGCAAUUCCCCGUCAGCCGCCUUCAGCGCUAUCUCCGCCAGAGCGUCACCAAGCGCCGCAUCUCGGCAGUCGCGCCCGUCUACCUUGCCGCCGUGCUCGAGUAUCUUUGCGCCGAAGUUUUGGAACUGGCCGGCAACGCCGCACGCGACAACAAAAAACAUCGCAUCAUUCCGCGCCACAUCCUACUGGCUGUGGCCAACGACGACGAGCUUCAUGAACUCUUGAAGGGAGUGACUAUUUCACAAGGUGGUGUUCUGCCUCACAUACUUCCGCAGCUCCUCAGGCGUAGAACUCCUCAAACGUUUUCCGUGCGCAACCCGAUGAGUCCGGCCCCUCCGUCUCCCAAAUCUCCAGUAGCAGGUAAGAAGAAAGGAGGCAGACAGGCACCGAAGAAGGCUCCGCCGAAGUCACCAGGAAAAGCUCAGAAUGAAGAAGAAGGUUGAGGAAGAGAUGCGCAAGUUGUAGUGGCUUGCCGUGGCUGUAUGUGGCAUUCUUAUAAGUUGCUGUGCUUUGGAGCUGUUUUACUCACUAAUUUUGCGGUGAAGUUGUUGUACAGACAUGAGUCUUUGAAUAACAGUGACACUGACUGUCUGAGAUUGUUUUAGGUCACAACAGUGUGUGUUGUGUGUAGACAUGACGACGAAUAGAAUCGUGAGUUCAGUGAUCCAGAG
This is a messenger RNA of Corticium candelabrum, 773 nucleotides long. Its product is annotated as histone H2A-beta, sperm-like. NCBI's taxonomy places the organism in Eukaryota, Metazoa, Porifera, Homoscleromorpha, Homosclerophorida, Plakinidae. Gene Ontology annotation, cellular component: chromatin; nucleosome. The record is from RefSeq and is a predicted model, not a curated record. Gene Ontology annotation, molecular function: protein heterodimerization activity; DNA binding; structural constituent of chromatin. The transcript has 2 exons. Gene Ontology annotation, biological process: heterochromatin formation. The coding region runs from base 42 to 545 and encodes 167 amino acids.